Messenger RNA from Cynocephalus volans (Philippine flying lemur), 2548 nucleotides. RefSeq names its product WEE2 oocyte meiosis inhibiting kinase (gene WEE2). Gene Ontology annotation, biological process: regulation of meiosis I; mitotic cell cycle; negative regulation of G2/MI transition of meiotic cell cycle. Gene Ontology annotation, molecular function: magnesium ion binding; ATP binding; non-membrane spanning protein tyrosine kinase activity. The coding region runs from base 566 to 2269 and encodes 567 amino acids. The record is from RefSeq and is a predicted model, not a curated record. The transcript has 14 exons. Lineage: Eukaryota; Metazoa; Chordata; Mammalia; Dermoptera; Cynocephalidae. Gene Ontology annotation, cellular component: nucleus; cytoplasm.
GCCGGGAGAGGCAACCGCCGAACGGGCUUCGCGGAACCCGGCGCCUGUAGGAGGAGGGGAGGAGAUCAGAAGGUCCCCUUCAAGGCUCUUGGCUUUGUGGACUGCUAUAGGAAGACAACUGUUAAGAGUCAGGAGCACCUGAGACCCAUGUUUCUAUGGAUCCAUGUCCAGUUCAGCUGCACCAAUCUGCACUGCUCAGUGUCACUGCUGCUGAUGGACUUGUCCAGGGAGCGGUGAACAUAUGUUGCUAAUGAAAAUAUUCUGUUUUCCCCAAAUCACUGAAAACUUUCCCUUGUGCAACUAAUGCAACACUUGCAGUUGUGAUAAGAGAUUGAACAAGAUGACAUGGGUUCCACUUUUGACCUGUCAUCUCAACUGUGAUGAGCAGAUUUGUGCCUGCGAUGGAUGCCUGUGGUAUUAACAUGCACUGAAGAAAAGAUGGAGUUUUUCAUAAUGUGAAGAGGCUAAGAAUGAAGAAAACAGAAAAGCGUGACAACAAAAAUAAUUCACAGUGUUCUCUUACUGAUAGACCUUCUUGCCUGUGUUGUAAAGAUCUUUGGCUGAGAUGGAUGACAAAGAUAUUAACAAAGAACUGAGGCAGAAAUUAAGCUUUUCCCAUUGCGAAGAACAGACUGAGGAUGAAGAGCAGAAGAAAGCACAGGAGGGUGGGGAAGCCCAGAGCCAAACCCCAGAGAAGUGUGAAGCUCAGGAUUCAGAGGCAAAGUUUACACUGUCCAGGACUCCCCUUGGUAACAUACGUGAACUCGACACAUCUCAGGAAGAAGACAAAGGAAGUCCAGAUCAGAUUUUGAGGACCCCAGUGUCAGAUCCUCUCAAACGCCCUGAGACCCCAGAACAACCAGGCAGCAGCAGCGAGCAGGUGCAUGGUGACGGCCCCUCUACUCCCAAAAGCUGGCCCAGCCAACUGAUGACUUCUUCAACAGGGAAGAUCCCCUCCCGAGGAUCUAAGCAUUUGAGGCUCACGCCUGUUUCCCUCAUGAGUGAGACCUCAUCAACUCUGGUCAAUAUUAAUCCCUUUACCCCAGAGUCCUAUAGAAAAUUACUCUUUCAAUCCAGUGGCAAGAGGAAAACCCGAGGAGAUCUCGAGGAAGCUGGUCCAGAGGAAGGCAAGGUAGGACAGGGCCUGCCUGCCAAGAGAUGUGUUCUCCGAGAAACCAACAUGGCUUCCCGCUAUAAAAAAGAAUUCUUGGAAUUAGAAAAAAUUGGGGUUGGGGAAUUUGGUACAGUCUACAAGUGCAUUAAGAGGCUGGAUGGAUGUGUUUAUGCAAUAAAGCGCUCCACAAAACCUUUUGCAGCAUUAUCAAAUGAAAACGUGGCUUUGCAUGAAGUUUACGCUCAUGCAGUGCUUGGGCAUCACCCCCACGUGGUACGUUACUACUCUGCAUGGGCAGAAGAUGACUACAUGAUCAUUCAGAAUGAAUAUUGCAAUGGUGGGAGCUUGCAAGCUGCUAUAUCUGAAAACACUAAGUCUGGUAAUCAUUUCCAGGAGCCAAAACUCAAGGACAUCCUUCUACAGAUUUCCCUUGGACUCAAGUACAUCCACAACUCAGGCAUGGUGCACCUGGACAUCAAACCUAGUAACAUCUUCAUUUGUUACAAGAUACAAAGUGAGUCUCCUGGAGUCCCAGAAGAGAUUGAAAAUGAAGCUGACUGGUUUCUCUCUGCCAAUGUGAUGUAUAAAAUUGGUGACUUGGGCCAUGUGACAUCAAUAAGUAAACCUAAAGUGGAAGAAGGAGAUAUUCGCUUCCUGGCUAAUGAAAUUUUGCAAGAGGAUUACCAGCACCUUCCCAAAGCAGACAUAUUUGCCUUGGGAUUAACGAUUGCAGUGGCUGCAGGAGCAGAGUCGUUACCCGCCAAUGGUGCUGCGUGGCAUCACAUCCGUGAGGGGAAAGUUCCUGACAUUCCUCAGGAGCUCUCGGGGAACUUUUACAACCUGCUCAAGAGCAUGAUCCACCCUGAUCCAAAGGAGAGACCUUCUGCAGUAGCUCUGGCCAGAAAUCGAGUUCUUCGGCCCUCCGUGGGGAAAGCAGAAGAGCUCCAGCAGCAGCUGAACUUGGAGAAGUUCAAGACUGCUGCAUUGACAAGGGAACUGAGAAAAGCCCAGCAGGCCCAGUCCCCACAGGAAGACACCCAGGAUGGUGACUCUGGGGUCUCUGGGGCCCACACAGGAUCGAGAAGCACAAAACGCCUGGUGGGAAGAAAGAGUGUGAAGUCUUCAAGUUUUACCUGUGGGAAAUCUUCCCCAUAAGAAAUCAUUGCACACCAUUUAGCCUUUCACUGUAUGGCCUCUAGAAAUAGAUAUUAACUGUCCCAAACUUUCUUUUAUAAAACGAAAACAUUAACCUACUUGAAUGCCCAAAUAUUUCAAAAGCCACUCUCCUAAUUUAGCAUUUACAGCCAAGAUCCAAAAGCUGCUAAGGCUUCCUAUUAGUGAUGGUCCUAGGUACAAUAGUGGGCAGCCAUUUCUCUUCUCCAUUGUUAUUUUCCUAAUGCCACCUAUCAACAACUUGUUAUAUUUUUUGGUGAA